CAUUUAUUAAUACAACAACUUGCAAGAGAAAGAGAAGAGAGAAGCAGUUGGAGAAAGAGGAAGACGAAGAUAGAGUGUUGGUGAGUUCAAUCAACCAACAAGUUAACAUUUUCACAUUCAUUCAUUCGUGAUGGACGAGGUCAUGACAACGGCAGAUGUAACGGCAAGCACGGCUUCAUCGUUAUCCCCUUCAAUACUUCCUUCCAAUCUUCCUAUACUCUCGGCUUUUCUCUCUUUCGCUCUCGCUCAGUUUCUCAAGAUCUUCACCACCUGGUAUAAGGAAAAGAGAUGGGAUUCUAAAAGGUUGCUUGAUUCGGGUGGAAUGCCUUCAUCACAUUCUGCGACUGUGUCUGCUUUGGCUGUGGCUAUAGGUUUCCAAGAAGGGACUGCAUCAUCUGUAUUUGCUAUCGCCGUCAUCUUGGCAUGUAUUGUAAUGUAUGAUGCCUCAGGAGUUAGACUUCAUGCAGGCCGACAAGCAGAAUUGCUUAAUCAAAUUGUGUGUGAAUUACCUCCAGAACAUCCACUGUCCAAUGUCAGACCACUGCGUGAUUCACUUGGUCAUACUCCACUUCAGGUUGUUGCCGGUGGCUUACUGGGGUGCCUUAUAGCAUUUUUAAUGAGGAAAUAAAGUUAAGAUGCAAUGCUAUGUGAAUGAUAUACUAAUACUAAUUAUCUACCUUGUCACAAGUGGUUGUGCACGACGAAAAGGAGUGCAUCAUGGAAAUGGCGUAAAAGGCUUGCUUUUGUGGAAAGCAUGCAAGCGAGUAAACGAUAAAUUAUGUUGAGGGUUCUCCAUGGUGCUGGGAGAUCCAUUGUCUCCAAUUUCGGGCAUUCAGACUUCUCCUGUGCACAAUAAUGGAUUUGUUUAUUAACUGUCUUAAUUAAUUGUUGAUGAUUGAACACGAUUUGAGACAAUAGUGUCCUUUAUUUGACUUGUUUUCCACAACUUGUGGCUGGCAUUUCAUUUUCAUCCAUUAGUAGAUUAAUGUGUGUUUCUCAAGUUGUGACCUGUCAAAAACAUUGACCGUCAUGUUUUAUCUAAUUACACUUUUUUUUUAAUGUGAUUAUCAUUUCAUUUGUUGUCUCA
This is a messenger RNA of Trifolium pratense (red clover), 1087 nucleotides long. RefSeq lists its product as uncharacterized. The coding region runs from base 131 to 628 and encodes 165 amino acids. The transcript is spliced from 5 exons. NCBI's taxonomy places the organism in Eukaryota, Viridiplantae, Streptophyta, Magnoliopsida, Fabales, Fabaceae. The record is from RefSeq and is a predicted model, not a curated record.